CGCAGCGCCGCCCUGCGCGAGGCGGUACUGCCGCGGCGGAGGGAUACCGCGCACCGUAUAUAUAUCGCGGCACACAGGCUCGCGCUACGGCAGUGGUGCUGGGAGUCUCGUGUCCGUGGUGCCGUUACUCGCAGUCGGGCGGCGAGGCUCAGCGCACAACGCAGGUAGCGCGUUAGCAGCAGCAGCGGAGGCACCUCGGCGGUCACAGCCCCUGCGCUGGUGCAGCCACCCUCACACCUGCUCCGCUCUUCCUUCCUUCGCUCGCACCAUGGCUGAUCAGCUGACUGAAGAACAGAUUGCUGAAUUCAAGGAAGCUUUCUCCCUAUUUGAUAAAGAUGGUGACGGCACCAUCACAACAAAGGAACUGGGGACUGUCAUGCGGUCACUGGGUCAGAACCCAACAGAAGCUGAACUGCAGGAUAUGAUCAACGAAGUGGAUGCUGACGGGAAUGGCACCAUUGACUUCCCAGAGUUCUUGACUAUGAUGGCUAGAAAAAUGAAAGACACAGAUAGCGAAGAAGAAAUCCGUGAGGCAUUCCGAGUCUUUGACAAGGAUGGAAAUGGUUACAUCAGUGCAGCAGAACUGCGCCACGUCAUGACAAACUUGGGAGAGAAGCUAACAGAUGAAGAAGUAGAUGAAAUGAUCAGAGAAGCAGAUAUUGAUGGGGACGGACAAGUCAACUAUGAAGAAUUCGUACAGAUGAUGACUGCAAAAUGAAGACCUACUUUCAACUACUUUCCCCCCUCUAGAAGAAUCAAAUUGAAAUCUUUUACUUACCUCUUACAAAAAAAAAAAAAAAAGAAAAAAGAAAAAAGUUCAUUUCUUCAUUCUGUUUGUAUCUAGCAAAACUGAAUGUCAAAAGUACCUUCUGUCCACACACAAAAUCUGCAUGUAUUGGUUGGUGGUCCUGCCCCCUAAAGAUCAAGCCCCCUACAUCAGUUUUACAGUAUAAAUACUCGUACUACCUUAUAAGGAAGCACUUAGUGGACUCCUUAAAGUUCCAUUUGCUAAUGAUUAAUACACUGUUUGGGCUGGCCAGUUUCUCAUGCAUGCAGCUUGAUGAUUGAGCACAGUCAGGCAUUUGUAUUAAAACUGAAAAACGGAAAAAACAAAUUCAAAAUCUCAGAUGGCUUCUAGUUCAAUCUGUUGAGAUAAAUUGUCAGCAGCCAGUUUACUGCAAGCAAACAUUUAAAAUUGGUUUACCUCAGGGUGAUGUGCAGAAAAUGGGUGAAGGUUAAACUCUGAGACACAGCCCUAGAAGUAGGACAGUCCUCUUGAAGUGCCCCAAUCCCAUGGUGACAGUGACACCCUGGUGGCGAGCCCGAGUGCAAUGGUUCACUGCUGUGUGCAUGCAUUGGAGUGACGUGAACAACAAGGCUGUCACCAAAUCACACACAUUUUAUUGAGAAAUGUUUACUAAGGGAGCAUCUUUGGACUCUCUGUUUUAAAACCGUGUGAACCAUGACUCGGAGCCAGCAGAGUAGGCUGUGUCUGUGGACUGGAGCACACCAUCAACAUUGCUGUUCAGGAAAUUAUAAUUUACAUCCAUUCCAAGUUGUAAAUGCUAGUCUUUUAUUUUUUUUUUUUUUUUCCAAUAAAAAGACCAUUAACUUAAAAGUGGUGUUAAAUGCUUUGUAAAGCUGAGAUUGGAAGGGGACAAGGCCAAGGCCGUAGGAGGGGAGGUCAGUAUACACAGAAACACCCACCGUCCAGUGCAAGCUGGAUUUCCCGCCCAUGGUCUCUAGCAUCAACUCCUGAAACCAGACAGAUAUGGAGUUCUUUGUCAUCUAUGAGCACGUAAGUCUAGUUGUUCUUUGUGUGUGUGCACACGCAAAUCAUGGUUGGUUGAUGUUCAGAGUAGAGCCCUAGUGAGGGAAGGCCUCUCGAGCAUGCACUUAGGAUGUCUCAGCUGUGCUGUUGCUGACCUGUUGUAACUACAUGAGGCCAUCUGUGCAGGAGACAUGAUUUAGUGUGUCUGUAAUCCUAUACUCACUGUGUAAUGGUGGAAGCAGGCUGGUCAGAGACACUACCUUUAAUUCAGUUUGUAGUUUACGGUUAUAUUAACUUUAGCCUUUGUACUUUAUUAUUAUUAUUUAAGUUAAUUGCUUUUUCCCUGUAAGUAGAGUUAAUGCUUAACACUCUGGCUUAAAAGCAAAGAAACAAAAACAAAACAAUAUCCCAGAAAGAAUUUCCUGUCUAAUUACAAACCUGUAACCAAAACGUAGAUGUGCUGGUACUAGGCCCUUCCAAGGCACUGGUCUGUUUAAAAAACCCCCCUUAGAAGUGUGUUGCAUUCAAAACAAGGGCCUUGUACAUUUUUCAGGGUGUUAACUGGUUGUAUCUGAUUAGUAAGGGGCUUUGGCUUCCAAAUUCGGGAAUGGCGGGGAGCUGGCAGGCUUCUGUUCUGGCAAGGCAAUGAGAAGCCCUUGGCAACCACAUGGGCGCACUCGGGGCUAACCUGUAGACCCCUGGUUGCUCCCUCUCCUGCUCCCUGUCUUUCUGGCAUUUUGUAGCUCCUUAGAAAUUGUUUUUUUCUGCCAGAGGGAUGGGUCAGAGCUGUAGAGAGGAAGACAUUGCCUGAACACUUCUGCUCAUCCUUGGACUGGGUGGUUGGCAGACAUUUUGGUGUGCUCACUGUAGGUUGACUUUAGUAUCUGAAUCGUUAGGUUUUCCCUUCUGGUAGAGAGGACUGAGGGUUCCAGGUGUGAGGAAGUGAAUGAAUGGCUGUGGAUCUAUCCUGUAAGAAGAUUAAAUCACCAGUCGAUGACCCAGUCUCAGGCUUGUCUUUUAACCUCUUGGUGGUUUCAAAAAGGGUUGGAGGUGACUUUUUAAACAUUUACCUCCUAUCUUUUACCUUUUACCAAGUCUGUAGAGCUGGGUAGACAAUAUUUUAGCAGCCCCAGAGCAGCCAGGAAUCCUGCUUGGGAACCAGAAGCCCUAACCUCUGGGGAAUGUGAAGCUGGGGUUUGGAACUGUAGGAGGCAGAGUCCCACCACCACCUCAGCCUUCUGGCAUCCUGGGGAACAGCCAGCCCAGGGCUUGGUGUUGGCAGUCUGAGUUUGUGAGGUAGAGUGGGGUGUCAAGGCAGUACCCCUGAAGUCAGCACUUUGUGUAAACUGUCCCUCACUUAUAACUACUCUAUAAAUAUAUACAUAUAUUUAUAUAAAUAUAUAUAUAUGAAGUGACUAGUUAACUGGCAUCCUGCUUUAGCCUGAGACUUGCCCUAAGAAACUGCUGAGCCCUUGGCACACCUACAUAGUGUGUUUUCUGUCUGUUGGGGGGAGCUGUUGAGCAAGGCAAACAUCUUGAUAGUUCAGAUGGGCUUUAAUGUACUGUUGCCAGGGAAGGCUUUUUCUGAUUUUUUGACACAUUUUUGCACACUUUAAUUGGUGUCUUUGAGCAACUUAAACACAUUGAAGAUGAGCUACUGUACAUAUUUUUAUAUUCUCUUUAUAAGUGCAUGUCCAACUUGUAACCAUAUUGUAAGGAAUGGCUGUCCAGUAGGCCUAGUGUUACUGUCACAUAAGAGGGAUAGCAUCUGUCAUUCGCCCCUCAGCAUCCUGGGAACUUCUUCUUGAAUGAAGACUGUAAAUUUGGUCAAGUCAACUCUUAGCUCAGUUAUCUUAACCAUUUGAAUGAUUUAUUUGUGUGUCCUAUGUAUCUUUCUCUUUGGCAGCGACCAGAGUUAAACUGAUGUCUCAACUGACCCACUCAGCUGCCAGUCACCUACUUUUUUUCUUUUUCAAUUCCCCUUGAAGUUGUCCAGUAGAAGACAGAUGAUUUGCUGCCUAUCCCUUUGAGUAAGAAAUCAGGGAUGUGUGCUCUUCCCCUAGACCCACAAUGUUCAUGAAACACCUAUAGCAAGGAUGAUGGUGGUCCUUCCGUUACUGAAGUCACCCUUCACUGUGGCUGUUUGAAAAGGAGAUGUACUUGGAUGUUCUGUAAAUCUUGAGAUAAACUGUUUUGGAGACUUAACCACCUCUCUGAUGGGGGACCAACUCUAUGGAAAUUGUAAAUAAGUUUUAUUUAUAAACCUGGCACUGUAUUCAAUAAACAUUUCUGCAGCCUUUCAUCUCUUAACUGUGAA
Molecule: messenger RNA, 4088 nt
Organism: Arvicanthis niloticus (Nile rat)
Lineage: Eukaryota; Metazoa; Chordata; Mammalia; Rodentia; Muridae
Source: RefSeq, a predicted model, not a curated record